This is a messenger RNA of Sinocyclocheilus anshuiensis, 3315 nucleotides long. RefSeq names its product max interactor 1, dimerization protein (gene mxi1). Gene Ontology annotation, biological process: regulation of transcription by RNA polymerase II. The transcript has 6 exons. Bases 366 to 1034 code for a protein of 222 amino acids. Gene Ontology annotation, molecular function: protein dimerization activity; DNA-binding transcription factor activity, RNA polymerase II-specific; RNA polymerase II cis-regulatory region sequence-specific DNA binding. Lineage: Eukaryota; Metazoa; Chordata; Actinopteri; Cypriniformes; Cyprinidae. The record is from RefSeq and is a predicted model, not a curated record.
UAAACAAACUAGAGGCGGAGAAAACAGCGCAAGCACCAGGGACUUCGCAGGCUGGGCUCUCGGGGACUCUUUUGUACCUGUUUCUAUUCAUUUUAUACACUUUGUAUUCGACUGUUUUCCUAAAGCACUUUUACUACUUUGAUAUUCAGGCGUCGGGUUUUUUUAUUUGUGUUUGAUUUCCUGUAACUAGCUUGGUAACAGUGUAAGGAAAUACCUCGAGUCUCGACGGUUCAGCAAAUAGAAACACAAACACAAAAACAGGUGAAUCGUCGGAGGAUAUUCAAUGCUACGUUUCGCGGCGCGACAGCUUGUCAUCGUGAUCCGAUAUCAGAAGAAAACGACACGCAUCUAGAUUUAUUCAAACGAUGACUGCUGUGCUGAAUAUCCAGAUGUUACUGGAAGCAGCCGAUUAUAUAGAAAGGAGAGAAAGAGAGAGUGAACACGGAUAUGCCUCGACCUUUCCGUCUGUUCAGCACUCCAGCUGCCAGAGACAAAGGAAACACCGAAAUAAAAAGUGCAGCAACAACCACAACAGGUCCACACACAAUGAGCUGGAGAAAAAUCGGCGAGCCCACCUUCGUUUGUGUCUGGAGCGUUUGAAGACUCUCAUCCCGCUGGGACAAGACUGCAGCCGCCACACCACUCUGGGACUGCUCAACAAGGCCAAAACACACAUAAAGAAACUGGAGGAAGCGGAGCGUAAGUCUCAGUAUCAGUUGGAGAGUUUGGAGCGAGAGCAGCGUCACCUCCGGAGGCGUCUGGACCUGCUGCGGGGCGGCGGGGGCGUGCUGGAGGGCGAGAGGAUACGCACUGACAGUGUAGGCUCCACCCUCAGCUCAGAGAGAUCCGACCACUCUGACUCAGACCAAGAAGAGAUGGAGGUGGAUGUGGAGAGCACAGAGUUCUCUCAUGGAGAGCUGGACAGCGUCAGCACAGCUAGCACCAGCGAUCUGGACGACCACAGCAGUCUACAGAGCACUGCCAGCGAUGAGGGCUACUCCUCCUGCAGCAUCAAACUGGCCUUCAGCUCAUAAAACGAGCUCCUCCUUUACACACACACACACACACACACACUAUCCCAGCCCUCGAAGUGAGUCCUGCCUCCUACCCACCUUUCCCUCCUCGACCAAUCGGAGACCCUUAUUUAAGUCAGGUGACCAGAACACCGCCCGCCCUAUAGAAUGCCUGAUGUGUUGUUUUAAGUUUGUGAAUGUAUCUGAGAGAAUAUGAGUGAGAUGGAAACAAUCUGUGAUUGUGAUUAUAAUUGGGUUAUUAGAUGGUUACAUUCCUGAAUAAGAGACUUUUCUGAUAAUUGUCAUUAUCCAAAUCCCCUUUUUCCGAAAGGAAAGCUAAGAUGUAUAAAAAUAGAUGUUUAAUUUUGAAUUCAAACCCCUGAUUGUUAAUUCUCUACAUGAAUGGGUCGUGAACUGGUCACUAGUGAAACAUUCAACUAAACCCACCCAAAUUGGAUCACCUGACAUGUUGUAACUCCAUAUCAACCCAAGAAACCCAAACCUGUUGAUUUCCUUCUCAUCCGGUCUAAUGGUUCUAACGUCGCUGCUCAACGGCGAUGAGGACUGUCAUUGGUGCUACGUGACAAAACCAAUAAAGCAGAAAGAUCUACUGCGUUCAUCAAAGACGACUGAAAAUCUACGAUCCCACGGCUGUGGGAAUUUUUGGUGCAUUAAACCGUGGAGCUACUUUCCACGCAGCAGCUAAAACCCAGCGAUCUUGCACUCGACCGUGUAGAGCCCUCCGUAGAACUGGCGCCACGUCAGAGAAAUAUCCACCCCUGUGUUUAACUAUAGAUGUCUCUCCUGGCAGAAGUAAGCAAUAAACUCUUGUAGUCAGAUCAACACAUUAGCACUCCUACUCCUGAGACACAACGCUUGUGUCCGUCCAAAAGAGCAACGCCAACUUGCUCACUUUUGUACAUAAAUACGAUAGUUUAAUAAAUUAAAGUUAAAAUAAAAACUGAGUUGAAAAAAAGGUAGUUACCCAUGGGUAGAAAUUGCUGUAUGUCUUGUGUUUUGUGCAUUUUAAAUUAUAUUUUUGCAAAGAUUGACUAUCUUCCACCUGAGAGUCUUUUGUGGUGGCAUGGACAGUAUUAUUUGUUCAUUAUGCUGGAUGAAACCUAAGUAGUUUCAAUUCUGUGGCUGCCCGAGGAAUUUGACGACUUUCUCUAAACAACCAACACACUGAAGUACUUAAAAUCGGACACACAAGAACGAGUGACCGCAGGCAGUGGUCGGUGGGACGCCAAAGCGCGGACCUCUGUUUAAGGCAUGCUAACUCUGAGUGGCGCUCUUUAUUUAUUCGAUCUUCUGUUCAGAAUUUUAUUCGUUUUAGCUGAAAGGCAUUCCACUACUAGUGUCGUGUGCUGUGGACGUGGAGUGAGCGGCGCAUGCGCGUCCAAAUCAGCGCGAAGCGCCACGAACUCUUGCUUCCCGCUGUACUGUAUGUUAAACUCGUUAAUUUCUUUAUUUUGUGUGAGAAGAGGCAUUCAGACUUGAUUAACUUUCCUCAAGUAACUUAGUAUUUAUUUUCUCCCCUUGAUCCCGAAAUCGGAGGAAAUUAAGGGUUGACUUAUUUCAUUCGUCAAAUCUUUGAUGGCAUUCCCCUCCCUUUUAGUUUCCUAAUUCUCUUCUAAACCGUAACCUCACUCCGUCUGUGAUUUAUUAUUUUUAUUUUAUAUUUCCUCCCCAAAUGCAGAGCUGCUUUUUAGUGCGUUUUAAAGCCAAGUCUAAUUUGUAAACGUUCUGCCUGCAAUAGAGCAACACGGACAUCUGCUAGGUGUCCAGAUCCAGCAUCAACCAAAUGCUUUUGGCUGCUGAACGGCCCCAUAUGUGUGGAGUAGUUGUACUCACCCCAGUUAAGAGUUUUAGUAUUGACUGUUUUAGUCGGGUGUAAAUUCAUUGUUUAGAACAAACUGAGGUGAACGUCACGGAGGCGUUUUUUCACGUGCGUUGGUGCUUCAUCAACACCUGGCCAAACCUCUGCUGUCGUCCUCACAAGAGGACAUGUUGCUUUUGUCUAUCCUUUUCAUUCAUAUUGUUUUAUUGGUUUAUGAAUAUGCACUAUUUAAAGCCAGGGCCCAUACUGAGAUGCCGGUGCUUUUAGUUUAGUUUUAUUUUAUUUUAUUUUUGAAGAGAAUGGACCGUGUCCUCUUGAGGCCACCGUGUACCGAUCCAGAUCCGAAUUCAACGAUACUUCCCAGAGAAGUGGUGCUGGUCUGGGAUCAGCUCUCAGUCGCUCCGGAGGAAAAGAAAAAUGCUAAACGGAUCCUGAAACAGCAUCUAUGUUUUGUCAAGAGAC